This is a messenger RNA of Cucumis sativus (cucumber), 1651 nucleotides long. Its product is annotated as galactinol synthase 1. The transcript has 4 exons. Bases 281 to 1291 code for a protein of 336 amino acids. The record is from RefSeq and is a predicted model, not a curated record. Lineage: Eukaryota; Viridiplantae; Streptophyta; Magnoliopsida; Cucurbitales; Cucurbitaceae. Gene Ontology annotation, molecular function: glycosyltransferase activity.
CUCUAAUUUCUAGUGUCUUCUUCGCCAUUGCUCCCACUGGCCUCUUCCCGAAUCUUCCUUAUCUCCUCCUCUAUACCGUUCGAUUAAUCUUCAUUCCACGUGUAACUCAUCCAACCCAUCUUCCUCCUCAAUUCCCCCCUUUAAAUCUCCCUUCAUCGGACUCUUAUUUAAACGUCCCCCCAACCACAGCUUUCCACCACCGCCAAAACGCCCAAUCAUCGCUCUUCCUCUUUCUACUCUCUCUCUUCCUCCAGCAUUUCCUUCUCUUAGUCUUUCCAAAAUGGCGCCCGAACUCGUCCACACUGCAGCAGCUCCGGUGAUUAAGCCUCCCGGUGGACGGCACCUCCCACAGCGAGCGUACGUGACGUUCUUGGCCGGCGACGGCGACUAUGUGAAGGGCGUCGUCGGACUGGCCAAGGGCCUCCGAAAGGUGAAAUCCGCGUACCCCUUGGUCGUGGCCGUGUUGCCAGACGUCCCUGAGGAGCACAGGCGGGUUCUGGAGUCUCAGGGAUGUAUUGUUAAGGAGAUUGAACCGGUUUACCCGCCUGAGAACCAGACCCGGUUCGCUAUGGCUUAUUAUGUUAUCAAUUAUUCUAAGCUUCGUAUUUGGGAGUUCGUGGAAUACAAUAAAAUGGUGUAUUUAGAUGGAGACAUUCAAGUUUACGAGAACAUAGACGAGUUAUUGGAAUUACCAAAUGGCUAUUUCUACGCGGUUAUGGACUGCUUUUGUGAGAAGACAUGGAGCCACACUCCUCAGUAUCGCAUUGGUUACUGUCAGCAAUGCCCCGACAAGGUUCAGUGGCCCGACGAUGAUCUCGGUCUCCCCCCUCCCCCACUCUACUUCAAUGCCGGCAUGUUUGUUUUCGAGCCGAAUGUUCAUACAUAUCAUGAUCUAUUGAACACUCUUGAAGUCACUCCUCCUACUCCAUUUGCCGAGCAGGAUUUUUUGAAUAUGUACUUCAGGGAUGUCUACAAGCCCAUCUCCUCGGAGUUCAACUUGGUACUAGCCAUGCUUUGGCGUCACCCAGAGAAUGUCGAUCUUAAUCGCGUCAAAGUGGUUCAUUAUUGUGCCGCGGGAUCGAAGCCAUGGAGGUACACAGGAAAAGAAGAGAACAUGCAGAGAGAAGACAUAAAAAUGCUCGUCAAAAAAUGGUGGGAUGUCUACAGUGAUCCUUCUUUGGACUACAAGCCGCCUUCGACAGCCUCCACGGCGGACAACGUGCACCUCUUCAUCUCUGCUCUCUCCGAAGCUGGACCUGUUCACUUCGUCACCGCACCCUCUGCUGCCUGAAGGUGGCCGAGCUGAGUCUGAAGCUCAGAGACCUAACUCUGUGGUUGUUUGACAAAAGAAGGUGAAAGAGAGACGUACUUUGAAGACGAAGUAUAUAAUAACUAUGAUAUGAUCGUGAGCGUAAUAAUACUUAGUUUUUUUCCAUUUAUUUCUUCUUCUUUUUUUUCAAAUUUAAUUGGGUUUGUUAUCUUUCUUCCUUCCUUUGGAAUAUGUAUGUAUAUAUGCUCCCAAGAGUUUGGAAAUAUUGGGAGUGCCAAAAAUUGAUAAUGUUUUUAAUAUAUGAUGAAUACUAAGAUAUAUAUGUUUUGGGAUCACAUGGUGAUUUAUAUCAAUGCAAGGUUUUCCUUUUCUUUUCUUUUC